Seminavis robusta is the source of this 907-nucleotide messenger RNA. The record is from the annotation of a GenBank genome assembly. NCBI's taxonomy places the organism in Eukaryota, Bacillariophyta, Bacillariophyceae, Naviculales, Naviculaceae.
AUGAUGAAGCUGCUCGUCCUGGUCCAACUUCUGGCGCUGGCUCAAGCCUUUCUGGUCACUCCACCAGCCGUGUUCCAUGGUCGAAUCAAUAGUCCACUGUUUGCCGCCGAGAGCAUCGAGUUAGUCGAAGAAGAUGUCAAGGAACGCAUGGCCAAAUCGGUCGAAUCCGUCAAGAUGAAUCUCUCCACGGUGCGAACGGGACGUGCCAAUUCCGCCAUGCUGGACCGAGUCAAAGUGGCCUAUUACGGAGUCGAUACACCACUCAAUCAGUUGGCAUCCAUUUCCGUCUCGUCGGCACAGCAGCUCUCGGUAGAUCCCUACGAUAAAAGUCAAAUGGGGGAAGUGGAAAAGGCUAUUAUCGAGGCAGAUCUCGGAUUGACACCUACCAACGACGGGAACAUGAUUCGAGUCAAUAUCCCUUCCUUGACCGAAGAUCGUCGCAAGGACAUGCUGAAACAGUGCAAAGCCAUUGGAGAAGAAGGAAAAGUGGCUGUGCGCAAUAUUCGAAGAGAUGGAGUCGAUAAUAUCAAAAAACAGGAAAAAGCUGGAGAUGUCGGAGAAGAUGAAAUGAAAGAUGGACUCGAUGCCAUGCAAAAGAUUACCGAUGCUCAUAUCAAAGAUAUCGAUGAAAUUGUCUCGGCCAAGGAAAAGGAAGUGGCUACAGUAUAACGGAUUGAUUUUCAUUUUCACGCAAGCAGGUUUCAGGUGCUGUGGGAAUGCGUCAUUUCCACAAUCUAAAUACCGUGUUGUCGGUAUGGUUGCUGUUGACAGGAACCGCCAAGAAUGCACACUUGAGACUUGAGAAGAAACCACCACCACAUUAGCUAAAGUAUAACAAGAAAAGUACCAAAAAGAAUCUUUGCCCCUGCUUUUGAGCUUUGUUCGCUUUGAAGUAUCUCUGAAUCCA